AUGGGGCGGGUCCAUCUUCUCAACGAACUGAUAGGAGAGUGCGGGAAAAACGACGCAGUGGCAUUGUGCUUCGAGGACUGUUUAGGUAAGGACACGGUAAGCUCCUCGUCGUUGUAUUAACCAAAAUCCGAUAUAAAAGUAAUUUGGAGUUAUUAACUUAUUUUGAUUAUAUUAGAGUGCAUCUGUACAUCAACGACAGCGUAUAAAGCAGUAUACUUUGCCACAUAGAGACUAAGGAACGCUGAACAAACAUGGCUGCUAAAGCUAGCGGGCUAACAAGCUAACACAAAAGCUACAAUUCGCUGUCGUUGAGCUAAAAGAAGGCGGACCUGUUCCAUGUGGCGCGUGAUUGGGUUUUAUGCAGGAUCGUCACAGCACAAGUGUAUGGCACAGAUGGUAGAGUACAGUUUUAUCCUGAACAACAUACUUGUUUGGCAGCUAGUUACAACAAAUGUCUUAUAAGUUAACGUAGCAAGUAACUAACAUUUUUGUAUAAAUAUGUUUGCAAUGAAAAGGUCCGUGUCUCUACUAUUCUGCAUAACUUAUCAGUCAGCAGCAUGGUGCAAAGGUCAGAUCUGAAACCAUGUUCAUGUGGCAAAUAAGCUUGCCAGCUGUCAUGAGUAAGUGUCCUGUGCUUUUCUUGACCUUUCAUUCUUUACUUCUGGUUAUUCUGUCCUCCAGCCCAAUUAUGUCACUGGUUAUGCUGAUGCACCUGUUUUAGUAUGUAUCUAUUGAUUGCUGAGGUUGUGGAAAUCCUUGAUGAAAGAGAAUUGAGUAAGGCUUGAAUUACAAAUUAAGUUAAUGUGACAUGGGUCAGGUCCGUGAACAACUGACACACAAUUGAAACUUUAUAAUUUCUUUGAUCAUGUCCCAUGUUUAUUGUAUUGUAGUAUUAAGAUUCCAUUGAAAUUCCCCCAGUUCUUUGUUUGCCACCACAUAUUGUGGUGUCGCAUAUGGCUCAAUUGGUAGAGCAUGGCGCUUGUAAAGCCAGGGUUGUGGGUUCGAUUCCCACGGGGGACCAGCAAAAAAAAAGUAUUCGCUACUGUAAGUCGCUCUGGAUAAGAGUAUUUGCUUAAAUGACUAAAAUGUCAAUAUUACCCAAUUCUCACCUAAGUAGCUAUGUCGAUUUGUAACUGUAGGGUUGCUGGUUCAGCCCCUGGUACUCACCGGAACAUGUAUUUCCCUUCCAGGACCAGUGAUGAACAGGAUAAGGAUCCACGUGUUGCCAUCGAGCAGGGGCCGUGUGGCCCAGACCGCUCGUACCCAGGAGCCCCAGGCCUGCUCCUUCACUCAGCGACCCUGCUCCCAGCCGCGCCUGGAGGGCCUGGAGUUCUGCAUCAAACACGUCCUGGAGGACAAGAACGCCCCUUACAGACAGUGUAGCUACGUCUCCAACAAGAAUGGCAAGCGCUGCCCGAACGCAGCCCCUAAGGUGGAAAAGAAAGAAGGGUGAGUGAAGCAACUUGGAUAUAAAUGCAUUUUAUCAAACUCUCAAAACAACCACAUUUUGAUGUAUAUGGGCUUAAAUUUGGGAAAACACUUGAAGUUUAUCAAUGAAGACUGAGUCUUUUGCUUUUCAAGUCAGUUCUUCAGAAAUAUCUGCGACAUCUUGAAUUCUCUGUGACAUUAGUUCUUAUCUGACGUGUGAUUCUUAUGUCUACAUUCAGGGUGACCUUCUGUGCGGAGCACGCUAGAAGGAAUGCCAUGGCGCUCCAGGCCCAGCUGAGAAAGGCCUCGUCCGGACCCUCCCCUGAGGCCCUCCUAUCUCAGCUCAGUGGGUACAACCGCCCUGAGACGCAUGGCCUGGACAGUGGCCGCAGUGAAGCCACCCGCAUCCUAGGUGAAUAACGUUCCUGCAUCUUUUUUUCCCCUUCACAGCCAUAUGCAAUGGCAACAUGUUUUAGAAUAACUUAAUUUUUCCUAGAGUGAACUUCAGUUCUUAACCAGUCUGCACAAUAACUUAUUUCCCAUUUGCACCCUCAUUUCUUACAUGUGCUUGACCUCCAGAAGAUGCAUGGACUAAUUUCACUCUCCCUUUACUACACACUAUUGCUAAAAGGGCCCAAAUCAAGUCUGACAGCUUGUGGUAGCGGUUCAGAUCCUAACAGGGCCAACAUUAACAUCUUCCCAUGGUCUGUUGGUAUUCCCCCAUAUUAACAAAGGGAAUAGUCAAUUCAGUUGGAAGGAACAAAACUCCUCCUUUACAAAUCAUAAUGAUGACUUUCUAAAUCAUUAUUUCAACAUGUUUUUCAAGCUAAAACAUACAGUGCAUUCAAAGUAUUCAGACCCCUUGACUUUCUCAAUUGUAUGUUACAGCCUUAUUCUAAAAUGGAUUCAUGUCUUUUUUUUAUUUACAAACAAUACCCCAUAAUGACAAACCAAAAACAGGUUUCUAGAAAUGUUUGCAAAUUGAUUUAAUCCAUUUUAGAAUAAGGCUGGAAGGUAACGAAGUGGAAAAAGUCAAAGGGGCCUGAAUACUUUCCGAAUGCACUGUACAUACCCUUGGUCAUGUAGUGUAUGUGGACACCUGCUCGUCGAACAUCUCAUUCCAAAAUCAUGGGCAUUAAUAUGGAGUUGGUCCCCCGACCCCGCUGCUGUAACAGCCUCCACUCUUCUGGGAAGGCUUUCCACUAGAUGUUGGAACAUUGCUGCAGGAACUUGCUUCCAUUCAGCCACGAGCAUUAGUGAGGUCGGGCACUGAUGUUGGGCGAUUAGGCCUGGCUCGCAGUUGGUGUUCCAAUUCAUCCGAAAGGUGUUCGAUGUAGGGCUGGGCAAUUUAUAUAGAAUACAUUUGUUUUUGCGCGAUAUUCCAAAUGCCUGUAUCGCAAGAAUUUAGUUAACAUUUAUUUUUUAUUUUUUUGUGUUUAUGUCCGCAUGUUCUCAUGUUGUAAUUUUGGUCUCCUCUCCUUCGCUCCUCUGUGCUGUGUGUACCUUCCCCAUUUACACCAGAGAUCUGUAUACAAUGACGAGAUGCACGUCUCCGCCCUAACAAUGGGAGUUGUUGUCCCAAAGGCGGGAAGGCAGGCAACAAGCUUAGUUCCAAAAUAAGCCCAUAGAAACGCAUUGGCCUUAUUUUGGACAGAUUUCCGUGCGAGUGAAACCGCUCGCUUUGCCUCUUCCUCUAUGGUUUACACACAACAAGCCCCUGCCUCUCGCACCAACAAAGUUGAGAGAUCACAUCUUCCUCUCUGGCAAGCGGUUUCAACUCACUAUUUGCAUUUGAGGUUUGGUCCAAAAUAAUCUAAUAUGGAAAAACACAUUGAGACAUUAUUUUGCUGUAAUAGAGAAGUUAACUUUUCAAACAAUACCAUUUUUGUUUCAACUACUCAAAUUGCGCGCAGAGCAGACACUACUAAAACGAGAGUAUCAAUGAACAUUGAUUCUGGAAAGUGAAUGCUCCGUUUGUCGUGCAUGGAAUUGGUAGGUUAGCAGCAUUUUAUCCAAAGACUGUUAGACUAGACAGCUAGUAUAUGUUUUGUAAAUGUGCAAUAAGCAUAAAACACAAUUUUAUAUAAGGAAUUGGCAACUCAUUGUCAUUCUGAGCAAUAAGGUAGGCCAUUUGAUUUCAACAUCUGAACAAAGUGGACAGGGUAACAUGCUUUUCAAACAGUUGGAGACAGACCGACAAGGUUGUGUUCAUAACAAUUAAACUGUUCAACCUUGUUAGCUAGCAAAUAGAUCCUAGUUGGCUAAACUUGAAAUAUAAAGAUUAGCUGGCUAAUCACUAGCACGUGGGCUUGUUGAUGUGACCUAUGUAAAUGUUAGACAUUAUUAGUGAAUGUGCAUAAUGCACGGUUCUGGUUACAAUUGUAACAAAGGGCAUUUUCAUAGACUUGAAAGCCAGAUCGGUGAAUCUUGCAAAAAAGCAAGUUAACUAAAUUAUUAUGAGAAUAGUUUAUUAGUGUGUCUUAUGGCUGUGGAAUGCUUAUAUUUAGCCUAGGUAUAACUUCACAAGCCCUGAAUUCAUUAGAUUAGUGCUGACUGUUCUGAAAUGAAGUGUAUUUGACCUUCUUAAUUGAAAGGAUUCAGACCCCUUGACCUGUUCCACAUUUUUUUAUGUUACAGCCUUAUUCUAAAAUGAAUUUAAAAAAUAAAUAACAAAUCCUCAAUCUACACACUACCUCAUAUUGACAAAGCAAAAACAGGUUUUUAGACAUUUUUGCAAAUGUAUUGAAUAAAAAGCAUUCAGAGCCUUUGCUAUAAGACUCAAAAUUGAGCUCAGGUGCAUCCUGUUUCCAUUGAUCAUCUUUGAUGUUUCUACAACUUGAUUGGACAUGAUUUGGGAAGGCACGCACAGACCAGUCUAUAAGGUCCCACAGUUGACCGUGCAUGUCAGAGCAAAAACCAAGCCAUCAGGUCAAAGGAAUUGUCCGUAGAGCUCAGAGACUGGAUUGUGUCGAGGCUCAGAUCUGGGGGAGGGUACCAAAAAAUGUCUGCAGCAUCAAAGGGCCCCAAGAACACAAUGGCCUCCAUCAUUCUUAAAUGGAAGAAGUUUGGAACCACCAAGACUCUUCCUAGAGCUGGCCGCCCGGCCAAACUGAGCAAUCCGGGGAGAAGGGCCUUGGUCAGGGAGGUGCUCCAGAGUUCCUCUGUGGAGAUGGGAGAACCUUCCAGAAGGACAACCAUCUCUGCAGCACUCCACCAAUCAGGCCUUUGUGGUAGUGGCCAGACGAAAGCCGCCACUCAGUAAAAGGCACCUGACAGCCGGCUUGGAGUUUGCCAAAAGGCACCUAAAGGACUCUCAGAUCAUGAGAAACAAGGUUCUCUGGUCUGAUGAAACCAAGAUUGAACUCUUUGGCCAAGUGUCACGUCUGGAGGAAACCUGGCAAAAUCCCUACGGUGAAGCAUGGUGGUGGCAGCAUCAUGCAGUGAGGUUGUUUUUCAGCGGCAGGGACUGGGAGACUAGUCAAGAUCGAGGGAAAGAUUAAUGGAGCAAAGUACAGAGAAAUCCUUGAUGAAAACCUGCUCAGGACCUCAGACUGGGGCGACGGUUCACCUUCCAACAGGACAAUGACCCUAAGCACACAGCCAAGACAACGCAGGGGGGGCUUCGGGACAAGUCUCUUAAUGUCCUUGAGUGGCCCAGCCAGAGCCUGGACUUGAACCCGAUCGUACAUCUCUGGAGAGACCUGAAAAUAGCUGUGCAGCGACGCUCCCCAUCCAACAUGGCAGAGCUUGAGAGUAUCUGCAGAGAAAAAUGGGAGAAACUCCCCAAAUACAGGUGUGCCAAGCUUGUAGCAUCAUACCCAAGUAGACUAGACGCUGUAAUCGCUGCCAAAGGUGCUUCAAAGUACUGAGUAAAGGGUCUGAAAACUUAUGUAAAUGUGAUAUUGAAGUAUUUUUUUGUUUGUUCAGAUUUCUAUUUUAAAAAAAUAUAUAUGUUAUGGGGUAUUGUGUGUACAUUUGAGGUGGGGGGAGAUUUAAUCCUUUUUUAGAAUAAGGCUUGAACGUAACAAAGUGGAAAGUCAAGUCUGAAUACUUUCCGAAUGCACUUGCUAGCUAGUGUCAUGACUUUCCUGUUUCUUUGUUGCUUUGAGCCAUGCCGUAGAGCAGAGGUAUUGACUAGUGCUUGUCUGUCAGAUGUGGACAGCUGGAGUGAGGAGGAGCAGGGACCGCUGGUGCUGGACCAGACAUGGAGAGGAGAUCCAGACAGUGAAGCUGACAGCAUCGACAGUGACCAUGAGGAUCCUCUUAAGUAAGGCACCUUUUGGUGUUGUGUGCUUGCUUGUGCUCACAUUACAUGGGUCUUGUAAUGCCAUGAGAUUAGUUUCCAAUAAUUAUAUACUCUGUAAAAAUCAUGUAACUUUUCAAGGCAUUGAUAUUGGAGUGCAUUUAGCUAACCUUUGCUUUGGGCUGUGUCAAAAUUAUGAAAGCAAGAUCAGAGUAGGGCUGUGGCGGUCAUGAAAUAUUGUCAGCUGGUGAUUGUCAAGCAAAUAACUGCCGGUCUCACUGUAAUUUACCCUUAAUUAACAUAAACCCAUUUAGCAUCUCCUGGCUUCCACGCAUAGCAUAGAAGCCACUGAUGCAGACCUUUUUAGAACAUCUACAUUUUAGAAAGUCUAAUAAAUCCAUGUAAUAUUGCCUACACCAUCCACAAUACAUCCAUUUGUUUUAGACCUGUCUAAAGAGACAUGAUAAGAAGAAAAUGUAGUCUAUUUCAGAAGAACAUAAUGGCGUACUCUGAGUUGUGCUUUAGGCCAUGAUCUGGCUAUGUCAUAUGGCUGUGUGCGACACUAGUUAAUUUAGCAGACACGAUUUGCUUAGAAUUUCGUGGCAUUAUUUUGUAGUAUGAAGAAUACAAUUGAACAUAGCUGAAAUGAAAUAUAAAAUAUAUUUUCUCCAAACGAUUUGAGUGCGCACAUGUGGCUAUUGUGUUGAGGGGUUAACAAAGAAACGGGUACUCCUAUAUGCUUAAUUUAGAGUUAUGUAACUUGUGAUAAAUAUUGGGCUAUAUGUUUAGAUUUCUAAUACAUUCUAAGGCUGCAUGAUGCAACUAAUUUGAAAAAAAGUCUAAGGCAUGAGCUCUGCUUAGUUUUUUGAGAAGGCUGUACACACUUCAUCAGUCUCUCAUUCACAAUUUGACAAGCACUUGAUAAUGCUUCGAAUUUCCCGGCUGCAUCCCCUUUGUGUGGCCGUAAUGCCCCCUAAAAAAAUCCAUACCCUUUGCUGCCAGUGGCCAUUGUGCCCUUGGGCUGAAUUUAAUAAUUAUAAUAACCUUCUCUGGGCUGCGUGCCGAGACAACACCUCUCAUCCACAUGGCUCUCCGUCAUGUGAUCGGGUCUUUUUCGCAGGCCACAAAUGAAGACUGACACAUCGGGGAUGCAACUGCGCGCGUCCUUAUCCAAUUCUGAGGCGCAUAUUGGAAGAAUUGUCCACAUUGUGAGUAGGACUACCGAACAGCAAAAGCACUAGCUUAUGUCAAUCUACUAUCCCCCAUUGUACAAAAGUUGACCAAUUCUAUUGGGCAACUUGUCCUGCUGUGCGAGAAAUAAAUACUCCAAACAUAGUUUGGGACAGUUGUGGGAUGCAACCACUAGCAUCAAAAAACCUGUUUUUUUAAAGUACUAACACAACAGAUGAGAACGUUUAUCUUAAAACGUUGAUAACUUAGGCUAUUUCUUCACAUAAGUGCAGCAAUGUGCACACGGCAGUAGGCUAUAAGCGCGAAUGUUCAAUUUUCUCAAAAGUGACCACAAAUGCGAUUUAUGCAUGUAUUGCUUUUAUUGUAAAGGUGCAUUUUUAUGGCGACAAUUAUCUUCCCCAAGCUUAACUCACGCGCUGUGUAUGCAUGCCAGUUAGGCUCUGCACCCGUUAUAAAUCGGAUUAAUGUGCUUUAUCAAAACAUAUAGGCCUAUGGGCUAGGCUACGUGAGGUGUGCGACCUAUGAUUUGAAAAAGUUGCAAUAAAAAUAAUGUGCUGUGUGCCUUAAGCUGGGCAUCAUUCACAAGUGAUAGGCUAAUAUUGUCACCAUCACUCUUCUUGAUUUAAUCUUGUCUUUACGUAUAAUAAAUAAUGUUACUUUUAAUUUGAUCUAGAAUGGACCAUUAUCAUGCACCUGUCUCGAAACAGGGGCACCGGAAAGAAAUGCAUGUCAUCUAUGCACUUAAAUAGCUAAUGGGCGACGCUUUUUACGUGGUUCAUUUUCAUGCCAGCCAGGUAGGCUAUACUCCUGUUGUGAAGAGAAGCAAUGUGCUUAAUAUUAGGAAAGUUGAGAAAUAAAUAUUAGGCCUAGCCUAUAGAAAUCUGAUGGGAUCCUCUUUUUAAUAGAGUCCAUCACCCUGUGUUCUCACGCAAUUGCAUAGCCUAUAGUAAUGUUGCGCAACAUGAGCUAAUGGGCUCUCAUUAAGUGUUUUGACUUAGAUUUUCGAUUACAUUUGCGUUGAUGUGAUUUAGAGGCGCAAUGGAGUGCAGAGUACCAGGCAGUUAGCAAGUUUGGUAGGCUAUUAAUGAUAUCAGCAGCAUCAUAGCUUAGAGAAGCCUAAUUACCGUGAAAUUUGACUGCCUUCAUGAAUCGUGACCGCCGGUGUUGCGACUAUACGGUCAACCUAACAACCCUAGAUCAGACAAAUAUUUGCAGUAGACUGUUAACUGUUUGCAUUGGUUGUUUGACCUACAGACAUGCAGGGGUGUACACAGCAGAGGAGGUUGCUCUCAUCACACGGGAGAAGCUCAUCAGACUCCAGUCUCUCUACAUCGACCAGUUCAAACGCCUGCAGCACCUCCUCAAGGAGAAGAAGCGCCGAUACCUGCACAGCCGCAAGGUGGAGCAUGAGACCCUAGGUAAAGCCAUGGCGCUGCACUAACCCAGCCAGUUCUGGCCUGUAGUUAGUCAGGGUUGUGACCAAUAGAGUUCACUGUAGCGGAACAUUUUUAAACAGAAAAUAAAUAUAAUCGUUCCAGUUGGACAGCUUCAUUUAGUACUCCAUAUUGAACAAAACCCAGGUGUGAUCGUGGGUUUUCCAGUUGAGAUAAUUGUGGUGAUUCCUGCGUAAUUAAUGGGUGCGCUUUUUGAAUACUGGCUCUGACCCCUUGUGUUUUCUGUCCAACAGGGAGUAGUUUGCUGACUGGCACAGAGGGUCUCUCCAUGAAGGAGAGGGAGAACCUGAGGAAGCUGAAGGCUCUCCGUCGGUACCGCCGCCGGUACGGCGUGGAGGCUCUGCUUCACCGGCAGCUCCGAGAGAGGAGACAGGCUGUCACAGAAGGAGCUCCUCCUCAGGUCUGUGGCUUAACUGUUUGUAGGGAUGGACUCUAAUGCCGCGAACUCCAGCAACCGUCUGUGGCCUGGCAGAAGUAACUAGUUGUGUUCCAGGUUGUAUGUGAGUCUCAGAAGAUUGACUGUGGAAAUUCCUAGCAUCCCAAAUCCACUCUGCUCGAGCCUCACAUAGGGCUGGGCGAUAUGGCCUAAAAAUCAUAUCUAGAUUUUUUUUGAAUUUAUGGGCGAGUCAUGAUAUACAAAAGUAUGUGGACACCCCUUCAAAUUAGUGUAUUCAGCUAUUUCAUCCACACCCAUUGUGUAUAAAAUCAACAAUACAAACAUUGGCAGUAGAAUGAAUGGCCUAACUGAAGAGCUCAGGGCAAAAUACUGCAUGUAAAAAAUAUACCUAGGCUAAAUAUAAGCCUUCCACAAACAUAAGACCCACUAAUAAUUUAAUUUGAGCAAUAAUUUAACAUGCUUUUUUUGCAAUAAUAACUGAUCUGGCUUUCAAGACUGUCUAUGAAAAUGCCAUUUUGUUACAAAUUUAACCAGAACCGUGCACAUCCACUAAUAAUUACCAAGUUCUUGUAGCAGGCGUUAUAGAAAAUUAACACGUGUCUCAUAAAAAAUGCUAGUCAGUAGCCAGCUAAUCUUUUAUAUUUCAAGUCUAGGCAAAUUUGCUCCGUUUGCUUGCUAACAAGGUAUAACAGUCGUGUUCAUUGAUACUUUCGUUUAGUAGGGUCUGUUAUACAUUUUGGGAUUUGAGACAUAAAAAUGGUAUCGUUAGAAAGAUCUAUUACGAAGUGUAUAAGCGUUUCGGUGUCCAUAUGAUCGAUUAUUUUGGACCAAACCUCAAAUGCAAAUAGCGAGUUUAAACUGCUUGUUGUAAGAAUAAGUUAUUUCGUCAUUGUGAGUGGCAGGGGCUUGGUGUCUGUAUGAGAAGGUGCACAGAAGGCGCAAAAGAGACGAGACCAAAAAUGCAGAACGCUCAUAAAAAUUUAAUAAAUUGAUUCUUGCGAUACAGGCAUUUGGAACAUUGUGCUAAAACACCAAUUCAAAUUAAUUUGAUAUAUCGCCUCAGUACAAUAGUGCCAGCAGAGGGAACAGUGUAAUAUUUUGCGGGAACGCAGGCAGUAUGCCGGAUUUGGUAUAUCCUGACUAAGACAUUGCUUGAACUGGUCAGCAAAUACGUUAAAACCUCUUCUGAUGAAGUUGUGUUUAAUAAACUUUGGCUGAGGAAUUUGUUUGAGGAUUUUAACCAUAGUCCUGUGGUUGUGUGUUCUCUCUACAGGUGCAUACGAUGAGGUCUAGCCAGAGGUGUAUCUCCUAUGUGGAAGGGACCCGCUGUUCUAACCAGUGUCUCCCAAUGACGCGACACUGCGUCUCUCGUAUCCUUCAUACUGUUCUUCUGUUGUCAUCUCUAUGAUCAGUCAUGUGAUUACCUAAAGUUCAAAUUUGAAUGAAAAUAAUAUUUUUCAUUGACUUUUGUGGGUGUUAAACUACACAUACUAAUGCUUGUUGUGCCGAAAGCCUUUAUUUUUUUGGCCUAAAACUUCAGCAUUAGCUAGUAAGGCGUUCCAAGCUUGUUAACCAGUCAGCACAGUAACUUAUAUCCCGUUUGCACCCUCAUUUCUUACAUGUGCUUGACCUCCAGAAGAUGCAUGGACUAAUUUCACUCUCCCUUUACUACACACUAUUGCUAAAAGGGCCCAAAUCAAGUCUGACCGCUUGUGGUAGCGGUUCAGAUCCUAACAGGGCCAACAUUAACAUCUUCCCAUGGUCUGUUGGUUUUCCCCCAUAUUAAAAGGGAAUAGUCAAUUCAGUUGGAAGGAACAAAACUCCUCCUUUACAAAUCAUUAUUGCAACAUAUAUUUCAAGCAUAAAGAUGCAUCAGUUUCAUUACAUUGUUGGUCUGCUCGUAAUCAACAACCGUAUAAGAUCAACAGAAUGGUUGAUGUAGCAAGUAUUUUUCCAAGAAUCAAUAAAACCUGAUUAAUUCAGAGUGACGCUUUUGUGUUAAUUGAAAGGAAAAACCAAAACCAGCAGACACUAGGCCCUCCAUGGAAUGAGUUUGACACCCCUGGUCUAACUGGUGGUUGUUUGUUUCUGACGUUCUGUUGCAUGCCCACGAUUCCUAUAGAUGCCCAACACAGAAGUAAGAUGAACUGAUCUAGCCUUUAUUUCCAGGCUUCCUCACAUUGGUUCCGAUAGCAGAGUGAUACACGAGACUUGGAAGUAUCUUAAUGGGAGACUGUAACUGAUGUAAUUACCAUCAUCGAUAUCAGUUAUUUAUCUUGACCAUAAGACAUCCAGACAUCUACCAGGACAGUAACCAGGUACUGUUCAAGAUGUGUCCGGGGCUGAAGGAUGUUCCCUGUGACCGGCCCGUUCACAUGGGCCAGUCAGAGGAGCCUCGCUGCCCCCUGCACCUCUCCCUGCCUCCCCCCAUGUACCAGCCUGAACAGGAGACGGCCCUGACCCCAGAGCAGCUAGAUGCAGUACUACCCAAAGACAUGUACCUGAGUGCUGCAGAGCUACAGCCCACGGAGAGCCUGCCGCUAGAAUUCAGUGACGUACGUAAAGUCUGACCCACCAAGUUUCCUUCUCUUAUGAUAUACUCAUAGCCUGGAAUCCAGAUGUUUGUGCUAACAUUCCACUCCUUGUACUCUGUCUGGCAUAUGACACAGUACAAGGAGUGAAAUGUUACCACACAACAGGUCUGGAUUCCAGGCUAUGAGUAUAUCAUAAGAACAGGAAACUUGCUGGGAGUCUGUGGUGUAUGUAUAUCGCGCACUAAUUUUCACCCCCAAGAUUUACUUUCACUCUCCCUCUGCUUACCAUUAUUGCUAACGGUGCCUUAAUCAAGUCUGACAGCUUGUUGUAGCUGUCCAGAUCCAAACCGGGCAAACAUUAACAUCUUCCCAUGGUCUGUUGGUUUCCCCUCCCAUAUUAACAAAGGGGAUAGUCAAUUCAGUUGGAAGCAACAAACACAUUUAUUCCUCCGAAACUGAUUUCACCCCCCCAGAAUGUCUGAACAAAAAUAUAAAUACAACAUUUAAAGUGUCGGCCCCAUGUACUAAAAUAGUUUCAAAGUAUUUGAGAUGCUAAAAUCACACUUUGAUUCCAUGCCUUCUAGAAUGGCCUUAAAGGGAUACGUCGGGAUUUUUGGUGUUUCUUCUCCAGAGUCAAUGAACUCGUGGAUACAAUUACAGUUGAAGUCGGAAGUUUACAUACACUUAGUUUGGAGUCAUUAACUUGUUUUUCAACCACUCCACAAAUUUCUUGUUAACAAUCUAUAGUUUUGGCAAGUCGGUUAGGACAUAUAUUUUGUGCAUGACACAAGUAAUUUUUCCAACAAUUGUUUACAGACAGAUUAUUUCACUUAUUCACUGCAUCACAAUUCCAGUGGGUCAGAAGUUUACAUACACUAAGUUGACUGUGCCUUUUAAACAGCUUGGAAAAUUCCAGAAAAUGAUGUCAUGGCUUUAGAAGCCUCUGAUAGGCUAAUUUACAUAAUUUGAGUCAAUUGGAGGUGUACCUGUGGCUGUAUUUCAAGGCCUACCGUCAAACUCAGUGCCUCAUUGCUUGACAUCAUGGGAAAAUCAAAAGAAAUCAGCCAAGACCUCAGAACAAAACAUUGUAGACCUCCACAAGUCUGGUUCAUCCUUGGGAGCAAUUUCCAAACCCCUGAAGGUACCACGUUCAUCUGUACAAACAAUAGUACGAAUUACUUGUGUCAUGCACAAAGUAGAUGUCCUAACUGACUUGCCAAAACUAUAGAUUGUUAACAAGAAAUGUGUGGAGUGGUUGAAAAACGAGUUUUAAUGACUCCAACCUAAGUGUAUGUAAACUUCAGACUUCAACUGUGUGUGUAUAUAUGAAUGAAUUAGAUCAUGUGACACUUAGAUUGCAAACAGGUGGACUUUAUUUAACUAAUUAUGUGACUUCUGAUGGUAAUUGGUUGCACCAGAUCUUAUUUAGGGGCUUCAUAGUGAAGGGGGUGAAUACAUAUGCACGCACCACUUUUCCGUCAUUUAUUUUUUAGAAUUUUUUUUAAACAAGUUAGUUUUUUCAUUUCACUUCACCAAUUUUGACUAUUUUGUGUAUGUCCAUCACAUGGAAUCCAAAUAAUAAAAAUCCAUUUAAAUUACAGGUUGUAAUGCAACAAAAUAGGAAAAACGCCAAGGGGGAUGAAUACUUUUGCAAGGCACUGUACUUCCAAAGUUGUGGCAAAAUGGCUUAAAGAAAACAAAGUCAAGGUAUUGGAGUGGCCAUCACAAAGCCCUGACCUCAAUCCUAUAGAAAAUGUGUGGGCGGAACUGAAAAGGCGUGUGUGAGCAAGGAGGCCUACAAACCUGACUCCGUUACACCAGCUCUGUCAGGAGGAAUGGACCAAAAUUCACCCAACUUAUUGUGGAAGGCUACCCGAAACGUUUGACCCAAGUUACACAAUUUAAAGGCAAUGCUACCAAAUACUAAUUGAGUGUAUGUAAACUUCUGACCCACUGGGAAGGUGAUGAAAGAAAUAAAAGCUGAAAUAAAUCAUUCUCUCUACUAUUAUUCUGACAUUUCACAUUCUUAAAAUAAAGUGGUGAUCCUAACUGACCUAAGACGGGGAAUUUGUACUAGGAUGAAAUGUCAGGAAUUGUGAAAAACAGAGUUUAAAUGUAUUUGGCUAAGGUGUAUGUAAACUUCCGACUUCAACUGUAUGUCUACGUGCAGUAUGAAGGAAGUUAGAGGUAAUUUUGCGAGCCAAUGCUCACUAGCACAAAUGCUAGUUAGCAAUUGCGCUAACACUAUUUAGCAACUUCCUACAAACGGCACUCAGACAAAAAUGGUAUCCACGAGUUCAUCUGAUUCUGGGGUUAGUAGAUUAAAGGCUUCUUAUCCAAAAUCCUGAAGUAUCCCUUUUUAACAAGGCUCAAAGUAGCGGGAAUUGCAGUGGGGUCGUCAGGUUAAUUUUUUUACAGAUUAUUAUAUGGGACAAUAUACAAAAGAAUUUGAAAGAUUUAACUUUUUAUUUAAAUGUAUUUAUUGGUUCUAAUAAUUUUAAGAGAUUAUUGUAAUAAAUGUAAGGUUAUUUAUUGAUCAAUUUACAGAUUUUAUAGUUUCAUUGGAUUUGGUGGGAUGUGGUCAGCAGAAAUUCCAGCGCAAAAAAUGAGGUUCCCGUUGAUAAAGUUUGGAUACCACUGGCUUACUGUGUGUGCUCAACCAUAGCAUUAGUGUUAAUCCAUCACAAAAAUCUGCCUUUUACCUCCCCUGUAAUGUAGCGGUAUUAAUCUACUCUGCUGCGGAAUAGAAACAUCUUGUAACAUUUACCUCUAAUGUCCCCCCCCGUAGGACCUGGAUGUAGUGGGGUGUCCUCCGUCCCCUCUGAUGUUUGACACGGCCCUGGCUCUGGAGGACCAGACGAUCAGGGCCAUCGCUGAGGGUCCCAUGGACAUCCUAACUGGCAUUGAGCUGGACGCUUCGGGACACGACUCUGCUGACAUGGAGCUCUCUGAGAGAGUUCUGCAGUCUAUAGAGGACCAAGUGAGUUGUCGUCCUUGUUUCCUUAACCCCCUAGAGUCGACUGACACGCCGGUGCGUCAAUCUAAGUUGCAUAACAAACAUCCCCGUCAAAAUCCAUCAGUUUAAGCUAGAGAUCUGUUUUUUGCAUUUGAUGCGUCUAAAUCCACCGCAUCCGCCAGUGUCGCACUUCCGCAUCUGCGGUGAAAGGUGGCUGAAAUGGAGCGGUGUUUGUCAGACCAUGAGACAUCCCGAAAAUCAGUCUUCUCACAUAAACGUCUGAACGGUUUGGCCUAAACUAUUAUGACCUGUCUAUGGAAAAGGGAGACUCACGUGUUAUCAGUUUUUGCUCUAGGAUCCCCGCAAGUGUCACAGGACUCUUCUGAAGGUUACCGGUAAAAAAGGAACCAAUUUAAGUGAGGUAGUCCCAAAAAGGGAUUGAAAAUGUGUUUAAUAUAUAUACAUACACACACUACCACUGCCACCAGUCAAAAGUUUGGACACUUACUCAUUCAAGGGUUUCUUUAUUUUUAGUUUUAAAAAAUUACAUUGUAGAAUAAUGGUGAAGACAUCAAAACUAUUAAAUACCCCAUAUGGAAUCAUGUAGUAACCAGAAAAGUGUUAAACAAAUCACUAUGUUUUAGAUUCUUCAGAGUAGCCACCCUUUGCCUUGAUGACAGCUUUGCACACUCUUGGCAUUCUCUCAACCAGCUUCACCUGGAAUGCUUUUCCAACAGUCUUGAAGGAGUUCCCACAUAAGCUGAGCACUUGUUGGCUGCUUUUCCUUCACUCUGAGGUCCAACUCAUCCCAAACCAUCUCAAUUGGGUUGAGGUUGGGGGAUUGUAGAGGCCAGGUCAUCUGAUGUAGGACUCCAUCACUCUCCUUCUUGAUCAAAUAGCCCUUACACAGCCUGGAGGUGUGUUUUGGAGCAUUGUCCUGUUGAAAAACAAAUUAUUGUCCCACUAAGCGCUAACCAGGUGGGAUGGCGUGUCGCUGCAGAAUGCUGUGGUAGCCAUGCUGGCUAAGUGUGCCUUGAAUUGUAAAUAAAUUACAGACAGUGUCACCAGCAAAGCACCAUCACACCACCACCUCCAUGCGUCACGGUGGGAAUUACACAUGCGGAGAUCAUCCGUUCACCUACUCUAAGACUCAUCAGACCAAAGGACAGAUGUCCACCGGUCUAAUGUCCAUUGCUUGCAUUUCUUGGCCCAAGCAAGUCUCUUCUUAUUAUUGGUGUCCUUUAGUAGUGGUUUCUUUGCAGCAAUUUGACCAUGAAGGCCUGAUUCACGCAGUCUUCUCUGAACAGUUGCUGUUGAUGUGUCUGUUACUUGAACUCUGUGAAGCAUUUAUUUGGGCUGCAGUUUCUGAGGCUGGUAACUCUAAUGAACUUAUCCUCUGCAGCAGAGGUAACUCUGGGGCUUCCUUUCCUGUGACGGUCCUCAUGAGAGCCAGUUUCAUCAUAGCGGCCGAUGUUUUUUGCCACUGCACUUGAAGAUAAAAUGUCUUGACAUUUUCCGGAUUGACUGACCUUCAUGUCUUAAGGUAAUGGACUGUCAAUUCUCUUUGCUUAUUUGAGAUGUUCUUGCCAUAAUAUGGACUUCUGUCUUCUGUAUACCACCCCUGCAACUGAUUGGCUCAAACACAUUUUAAGAAGGAAACACCUACUCAUUCAAGGGUUUUUCUAUAUUGUUACUAUUUUCUGCAUUGUAGAAUAAUAGUGAAGACAUCAAAACUAUGAAAUAACACACAGAAUCAUGUAGUAACCAAAAAAGUGUUGAAAAAAGCAAUAUAUUUGAGAUUCUUCAAAUAGCCAGCCUUUUGCUUUGCACACUCUUGGCAUUCUCUCAACCAGCUUUAUGAGGUAGUCAACUGGAAUGCAUUUUAAUUAACAGGUGUGCGUUCUUAAGAGUUAAUUAGUGGAAUUGAUUUCCGUCUUAAUGCUUUUGUGCAAAUCAGUUGUGUUGUGACAAGGUGGGGGGGGGGGGGGGGGGGGGGGGGGGUAUACAGAUGAGAGCCCUAUUUGGUAAAAGACCAAGUCCAUAUUAUGGCAAGAACAGCUCAAAUAAGCAAAGAGAAACGACAGUCCAUCAUUACUUUAAGACCUGAAGGUCAGUCAAUACGGAAAAUGUAAAGACCUUUGAAAGCUUCUUCAAGUGCAGUCGCAAAAACCAUCAAGCGCUAUCAUGAAACUGGCUCUCAUGAGGGCAGCCGUAGGAAUGGAAGACCCAGAGUUACCGCUGCAGCAGAGGGUAAGUUCAUUAUUUACCAGCCUCAGAAAUUGCAGCCCAAAUAAAUGCUUCACAGAGUUCAAGUAACAGACACAUCUCCACAUCAACUAUUCAGAGGGGACUGUGUGAAUCAGGCCUUCAUGGUCGAAUUGCUGCAAAGAAACCACUACUAAAGGACACCAGUAGGAAGAGUCCUGCUUGGGCCAAGAAACAUGAGCAAUGGACAUUAGACCGCUGGAAAUGUGUCCUUUGGUCUGGAGUCCAAAUUGGAGGUUUUUGGUUCAAACCACUGUCUUUGAGACGCGGUGUGGGUGAACGGAUGAUCUCCGCAUGUGUAGUAACCACCAUAAAGCAUGGAGAAGGCGUUAUGGUUUGGGGGCGCUUUGCUGUUGACACUGUGAUUUUAUUUAGAAUUCAAGGCACACUUAACCGGCAUGGCUACCACAGCAUUCUGCAGCGAUACGCCAUCCCAUCUGGUUAGCGCUUAGUGGGACUAUCAUUUGUUUAUCAACAGGACAAAAACCCAACACAUCUCCAGGCUGUGUAAGGGCUAUUUGACCAAGAAGGAGAGUGAUGUCGUGCUCCAUCAGAUGACCUGGCCUCCACAAUCCCCCGACCUCAACCCAAUUGAUACAAUCUCUAUUGCACUCCACAUUGCCCUUUCCCACCUAGACAAGAGGAACACCUAUGUGACAAUGCUAUUCAUUGACUACAGCUCAGCGUUCAACACCAUAGUGCCCUCAAAGCUCAUCACUAAGCUAAGGACCCUGGGACUAAAACACCUCCCUCUGCAACUGGAUCCUGGACUUCCGGAUGGGCUGCCCCCAGGUGUUAAGGGUAGGUAACAACACAUCUGCCGCGUUGAGCCUUAACACAGGGGCCCCUCAGGGGUGCGUGCUCAGUCAGUGUACUCCCUGUUCACCCAUGACUGCAUGGCCAGGCACGACUCCAACGCCAUCAAGUUUGCCGAAGACACAACAGUGGUAGGCCUGAUCACCGACAAUAAUGAGAGCCUAUAGGAAGGAGGUCAGAGACCUGGCCGUGUGGUGCCAGGACAACAACCUCUCCCUCCACGUGCUCAAGACAAAGGAGAUGAUUGUGGACUUCAGGAAAGAAAAGAGGACUGGGCACGCCCCCAUUCUCAUCGACGGGGCUGUAGUGGAACGGAACAGGAAGACCCUAAAAAUUAUCAACGACUCCAGCCACCCUAGUCAUAGACUGCUCUCUCUGCUACCGCACGGCAAGCGGUACCGGAGCGCCAAGUCUAGGUCCAAAAGGCUUCUUAACAGCUUCUACCCCCAAGCCAUAAGACUCCUGAACAGCUAAUCAUGGCUACCUGGACUAUUUGCAUUGCCACCCCAACCCCCUCUUUUACGCUGCUGCUACUCUGUUUUAUUAUUUAUGCACAGUCACUUUAACUCUACCCACAUGUACAUAUUACCUCGACUAACAGGUGCGCCCGCACAUUGACUCUGUACCGGUACCCCCUGUAUAUAACCUCCCUACUGUUAUUUUAUUUUACUGCUGCUCUUUUAAUUAUUUGCUAUUUAAAUAAAAAAAUAUCUUAAACUGCAUUGUUGGUAAUGGCCUUGUAAGUAAGCAUUUCAUUGUAAUGUCUACACCUGUUGUAUUCGGCGCAUGUGGCAAAUAAGAUUUGAUUUGGAAUUGAGAUGGUUUGGGAUGCGUCGGAUGGCAGAGUGAAGGAAAAGCAGCCAACAAAUGCUCAGCAUAUGUGGGAACUUUUUCAACACUGUUGGAAAACCAUUCCAGGUAAAGCUUGUUGAGAGAAUGCAAAGAGUGUACGAAGCUGUCAAGGCAAAGGGUGGCUAUUUGAAGAAUCUCAAAUAUAUUUUGAUUUGUUUAACAAUUUGGGGGGGGUUACCACAUGAUUCCAUGUGUUAUUUCAUAAUUUUGAUGUCUUCACUAUUAUUCUACAAUGUAAAAAAUUAAGAAACCCUUGAAUGAGUAGGUGUCCAAACAUUUGACUGGUACUGUGUGUGUGUGUAUAUAUAUUUCCAUUGUUUUUUAUAUAUAUAUAUCAUCUUCUAGAUUUAGGACAGACACUUCAAAACCUUGUUUCUUAUAUUUUUUUACUGUCCUUUUUGCCAUUUAUGAAUGUUAUUCAAUGCGUUUCUAUGGGCAUUAGUAAUAAAGGCCAAAAUCUAUUUUCAUUCUACCUAAAGGGGUCCUAAAAAUAAAAUGGCUAAAUUGUCCAUAGAAUGACCGUAUUAAAACAAUUAUAUAUGUCAGCUUACCACCCCCCUUCAAAGAAAUGACUAACCAACGGCACAAUACAGAAAAAUACAUUGUUCUCAUAAAGUUGAAUAGAUUUAAAAUGUACUAUACCUUCAAUGUAUUCAUACCCCUCAAGUUAUUCCACAUUUUAGUUGUUACAGCCUGAAUUCAAAAUGAUGACAUUUAAUUUCUCACCCAUCUACACACAAUACGCCAUAAUGACAAAGUGAGAAAGUUUUUAACAUUUUAUGAAAAUGUUUGAAUUAAAUGCAGGAAUCUAAUUUAUGUAAAUAUUCACACCCCUGAGUCAAUUUUGUAGAAGCGCCUAUGGCGGCAAUUACAGCUUUGUGUUGUCUUGUAUAUCUAUCAGCUUUGCACAUCUGGAUUUUCACGUUCUUCCUUGCAGAUUUUCUCAAGCUCUGUUAAGUUCGAUGGGGAGUGGCGGUGAACAGCAAUCAAGUCUUUCCACAGAUUUUCAAUGGAAUUCAAGUCUGGACUUUGGCUGGGCCACUCAAGGACUUUCUCAUAUUUGUUCUGAAGCCAUUCCAGCGUCGCUUUAGCUGUAUGCUUGGUCAUUGUCCUGUUGGAACACAAAUCUUUGCCCCAGUCUGUUUGCACUCUGAAGCAGGUUCUCAUCAAGGAUUUGCCUGAUUUGGCUCCAUUAAUUGUUCCCUCUAUCCUUACCAGUCUCCCAGUCCCUGCUGCUGAAAAGCAUCCCCAUAGCAUGAUGCUGCCACCCCCAUGCUUCACGGUAGGGAUAGUGUUAGAUGGGUGAUGAGCUGUGCCUGGUUUUCUCCAGAAAUGGCACAUUGCAUUCAGGCCAAAGAGUCAAAUUGUUGUCUAAUCAGACCACAGAAUCUUUUGCCUUAUGCUCAGUCUUUCACGUGCCUUUUUGCGUACUCCAGGCGUGCUGUCGUGCCUUUUUCGUCUGGUCACUCUCCCAUAAAGCCCAGAUUGGUGAAGUGCUGUUGAGACCAUUGUCCUUCUGGCAGGUUCUCCCAUCUCUGCCAAGGAACUCUGUAGUUCUGUUAUUGGGUUCUUUGUCACCUCCCUGACCAAGGUCCUUCUUGCCCGGUUGCUCAGUUUGGUUGGACGGCCAGCUCUAGGCGAAGUCUGGGGUAGUUCCAUAUUUUUUCCAACACCGGUGUUUUGUUUCUAAAUCAUGUCCAAACUAUUUAAUUGGCAACAGAUGGACUCCAAGUUUUAGUGACAUCUCAUGGAUUAUCAUAGGAAGUUGGAUGCACCUGAGCUCUAUUUGGAGAGUCAUAGCAAAGUGGUGUGAAUACUUAUGUAAAUUAGGUAUUUCUGUAUUUCAUUUUCAAUACAUUUGCUAAAAUGUCUACAUGUUUUCAUGUUGUCAUUAUGGGGUAUUUUGUGUAUAUGCGUGAGGGGAAACGGAUCUAUAUAAUCCAUUUUGAAUUCAGGCUGUAACACACCAAAAUGUGGAAUAAGUCAAGUGGUAUGAAUACUUCCUGAAGGCACUGUACAUUGUUGAUGGCUAAUGCCUGCUAUAAAUUAAUCUAGCUUUAGCUAAACUGCUCAUCUUCUUCCUCUCCAGAUUGUAUCAGAGGUAAUAGGAGAAGGGGACACCACGGAAAAUUCAUCAACAGAACUGGACCAUGUUGCUGCAGACACCUCCAGAUGAAAGAGCUUUGCCUCAACCCAUGUUCAAAUUACAAACUUGUGUUGAAUUACAGAGACUAAUAUUGAGUUGACCAAUUCAAAGCCAGGAUAGAUCUACAAGGUGGUAGAUCAUAACGGUGCCUUUGCACACCAUUGCCAAAUGACAACUGUUAAGUCAUUGUUUAAUCAGUUGUCGUAUUGCUAACUUUUGCUCAUACUCUCAAUGAGUCGUUUCAAUGUCUGUCUGGUCUCGUGCACUGUUGCCUUUCUGAACUUUACCUGUGUAAUUUAACAACUCCUGGCUUCUCCAUAAACUACAAACAGAUUAUAUAUUGUAUACCAAGUCAGUGUUGGUAUAGUGAAGAGAUGAAACACCCUUGCAAGUCUUUGGUUUGUUACUGUUCAUUAAACACUCCACAAAUAAA
Molecule: messenger RNA, 20715 nt
Organism: Coregonus sp. 'balchen'
Lineage: Eukaryota; Metazoa; Chordata; Actinopteri; Salmoniformes; Salmonidae
Source: the annotation of a GenBank genome assembly